ACCGGCUGACGCCAGGCGCGCGUGACAGGCGCUCGGGAGCGCGCGCGCGCGGGGCCGGCACUCGCAUCGCAGCACCACGGACAGCGCCGGGAUGCGGAGCCUGAGCGGCCUGACGCUGCGUCCGGGGCCUCGGUGAAGGGAAGCGAUGGCAAUGGGCUUGUCCUCCAAAAAAGCGUCGAGUCGGAGCGUGGCGGUGGAGCGCAAGAACCUCAUCACCGUGUGCAGGUUUUCAGUGAAGACUCUGCUCGAGAAGUACACAGCAGAGCCCAUCGACGACUCGUCGGAAGAGUUCAUUAACUUCGCUGCCAUCUUGGAACAGAUCCUGAGCCACUGCUUCAAAGGUCCUGGCACCUGGUUCAGCUAUGACAGUCAGCGGAGUUUUUGGGACUACAUCAGGCUGGCAUGUGGCAAGGUGACCAAUAACUGCAUCAGCAGCAUCGAGAACAUGGAGAACAUAAACAACUCGCGUGCCAAGGGCCGCGCCUGGAUCCGCGUCGCCCUGAUGGAGAAGCGCCUGUCCGAGUACAUCGCCACGGCACUGAGGGAUACCAGGACCACCAGGAGGUUCUACGAUGAGGGUGCCAUUAUGCUGCGAGAGGAGGCCUCAGUGCUCACGGGCAUGUUGAUCGGCCUGAGUGCCAUCGACUUCAGCUUUUGCCUGAAAGGUGAGGUCCUUGAUGGGAAGACCCCGGCGGUGAUCGACUACACCCCCUACCUGAAAUUUACCCAGAGCUAUGACUACUUGAGUGACGACGAUGACCGGCAGAGCGUCGACAGCAGCACCAGUGAUGAGAGUCUUCCAGAGCACCCCUACUUCCCCCUGGUCACCGACGACGAGAGUUGGGGCAGCAAGUGCCGCAAGAUGGAGCAGAAGUUUAAGAUCGUCUAUGCACAGAAGGGGUACUUGGAGGAGCUGGUGCGUCUGCGCGAGUCUCAGCUCAAGAACCUGGAGGCAGAGAACAAGCGGCUGCAGCUGCGCCUGGAGGAGCUCAAGGUGCAGAACCAGCUGGAGAAGAAGGAGCUGGAGGCCAUUGUGCUGGAGCUGCAGGAGCAACUGACCGGCUUGAUUCCCUGUGACUCCAACCAUCUGUCCAAAGAGAUGACUAUCCCGCUGGCCAGCCAGUGGUCAUCGCUAGGGGCCUUCAGCGGUGAGGAGGAGGUCAAAGUGUACAGGAGAAGAAGCUUCCACAGUGUGGACCAGCUCUCCGUCGAGGUCAGCCUGGGUUCGGACUCACAGAGGAUAGAGGGGAAGCCCAACGGAGAGCCCUGGUGCUCCACAGGCAAAGACUACACGCCGUCCAUGCUGGGCCUCUGUGGCUCCCUGGCGUCGCUCCCCAGCUGCAAGUCUCUGGCCAGCCUCAAGUCCAGCGAGUGCCUGGUCACCGUCAGCACCGAGGCCAGUCCGGCCAUCUCUCCCAGUUAAUUUUACAUUACCCGCCCCCUCGCUGUCUGUCUGUCUCCCUGGGGUCAUCUGGACCCCCCCAUGAAGUGUCCCUCAAUAAAUCUGUUAACUUCC
Messenger RNA from Erpetoichthys calabaricus (reedfish), 1516 nucleotides. RefSeq names its product RUN domain-containing protein 3A-like. Lineage: Eukaryota; Metazoa; Chordata; Cladistia; Polypteriformes; Polypteridae. The transcript has 11 exons. Gene Ontology annotation, cellular component: cytosol. The coding region runs from base 146 to 1423 and encodes 425 amino acids. The record is from RefSeq and is a predicted model, not a curated record.